Molecule: messenger RNA, 681 nt
Organism: Spodoptera litura
Lineage: Eukaryota; Metazoa; Arthropoda; Insecta; Lepidoptera; Noctuidae
Source: RefSeq, a predicted model, not a curated record
AUUACGGAUUCAACAAUGUCAUCGUUUUUGAAAGUCACAAUCGUUUUGUUCGUCACAAUGUUAAUUUUUGAAACUGAAACAAUCGAUCGUCAUGUGUACCAAGGUGCUGGUUUCCCACCAAGAAGAGACUUCGAGUCAUCGAAGUGGCUUUCGAACAGAGCUAUGGACGUUUGGUACGGCAACAGAACUAUGAUCGAAGUUUUAAGCAGCGAGUUUUCUAACAUGUUGAUGAAGCUAACGGGGCGAGGAGGAGGACGUCCAGGACGUUCAGCUCUUGAAUAUAGUAAUUUAACGAGCUCAGUUAAUGGUACGACAACACCGCAAAAUGAGUCUGACAUAAUGUUUUCUAGGUCUGAUCUUAAUUCUAUGAUUGAAAAUAAUAAAACAACACGAUUGAUUCACAUACUUCCAAUGAAAAACAAUACUGUUUUUAAACUAUUAACGCCAAUACUAGAAGUUCCAGAACACUAGAAUAUUUAUACCGCAAGUGGUCAAAAGAAUAAUACUUACUUCUUCAAUAGCAACCGAAAAUCUGCAGCGAUGAGGAUGAUACGUAUUGAGAAGAUCAAAGAAUUUGAUAAGGAAAAAGAUGGUUACAUAUUUUGAGAAUAACUUAACCAGUUUUUAAACUGGGAAGGAAUUAAGGUCAUUCGCAAAAUUAACGGUUACGAAGCCCUCAGA